Suillus bovinus is the source of this 3291-nucleotide messenger RNA. RefSeq names its product tRNA synthetases class I-domain-containing protein. The coding region runs from base 1 to 3234 and encodes 1077 amino acids. Gene Ontology annotation, biological process: isoleucyl-tRNA aminoacylation. Lineage: Eukaryota; Fungi; Basidiomycota; Agaricomycetes; Boletales; Suillaceae. Gene Ontology annotation, molecular function: aminoacyl-tRNA deacylase activity; isoleucine-tRNA ligase activity; tRNA binding. The record is from RefSeq and is a predicted model, not a curated record. The transcript has 12 exons.
AUGUCAUUCCCAAAACAAGACAUAACCCAACCAUUCAACUUCCCAAAGGAGGAGGAGAAGGUUAUCGCCUACUGGCGCGAGAUAGAUGCUUUCCAGACAAGUUUGAAGCUAUCCGAAGGCAAACCAGAAUAUGUCUUCUUCGACGGUCCUCCUUUCGCGACUGGUCUGCCUCACUAUGGUCACCUUCUCGCGGGUACCAUCAAGGAUAUAGUCACUCGACAUGCUCAUGUAACAGGCCAUCAUGUCACGCGUCGAUUUGGAUGGGACACUCACGGUCUCCCCGUCGAGCAUGAGAUCGAUAAGAGACUUGGAAUCACUGGAAAGAAAGACGUUAUGGCUAUGGGAAUCGACAAAUACAAUGCAGAAUGUCGUGCCAUCGUCAUGCGUUACGCGUCAGAGUGGCGCAUCACUGUCGAGCGCAUGGGCCGAUGGAUUGACUUCGACAACGACUAUAAAACGCUAAACACGCCUUUCAUGGAAAGUGAAUGGUGGGCAUUCUCAGAACUCUGGAAAAAGGGCAUGGUGUAUCGUGGCCAGCGCGUCAUGCCUUAUUCUACGGGAUGCACCACCCCACUUUCCAACUUCGAGGCAGGGCUAGAUUACAAGGAUGUAAACGAUCCUGCAGUUACCAUCGCAUUCCCGCUAGUCGAUGAUCCUAGUACAUCGCUUCUAGCAUGGACGACUACGCCAUGGACCCUCCCAUCCAAUCUAGCGCUGUGUGUUCACCCCGAACUCACUUACAUCAAGAUUCAUGAUGAAGAACACAACGCAAAUUAUAUACUUUGUGAUCAACUUCUUGGGACUCUCUACAAAGAUCCAAAGAAAGCCAAAUUCAAGAAGCUAGCAUCUUACAAGGGUAUCGAGAUGAAGGGAUGGAGAUAUGCACCACUCUUCGAGUAUUUCACAGAACAGUAUAAAGAUCGCGCGUUUCGCGUCUUUGUGGAUACGUAUGUCACGGCGACGGACGGUACAGGUAUCGUACAGCAAGCCCCGGCAUUUGGUGAAGAUGACGCUCGCGUUGCUAUCGAAAAUGGUGUCCUUGCUCCCGAAGAGAUGCCUCCUUGCCCCUUAGACGAUGGUGGUAAAUUCAUCAAGCCAGUCACCGAUUUCGAGGGCAUGUUCAUCAAAGUUGCAGAUAAAGAGAUCAUGAAGGUCUUGAAGGCGAAAGGUCGUGUCAUCGUGCAAUCGACCAUCAAGCAUUCCUAUCCGUUCUGCUGGCGAUCAGGAACACCCUUAAUCUAUCGUGCCGUGCCCUCAUGGUUCAUCCGCGUACAACCUAUCGUAGACCAGCUUGUUACUAACAACCUGAACACGCUAUGGGUGCCCCAAAAUAUCAAGGAUGGUCGAUUUGGAAACUGGCUAGCCAAUGCGCGUGACUGGAAUGUAUCUAGAAACCGGUACUGGGGCACACCACUACCUCUGUGGGUCAGCGAUGACUACGAAGAGGUUGUCUGCAUCGGCUCCAUCGCCGAACUCGAGGAGCUGACUGGUGUCACUGGCCUUACAGACAUUCACCGCGAAAAAAUUGAUCAUCUGACUAUUCCUUCGAAGAUGGGCAAGGGCGUCUUGAGGCGCGUGGAGGAAGUCUUCGACUGUUGGUUUGAAUCUGGAAGCAUGCCAUAUGCGUCAGCACAUUACCCAUUCGAAAAUAGGGAGUCUUUCCUCAAUAAUUUCCCUGGUGACUUCGUGUCAGAGGGUAUCGAUCAGACUCGGGGUUGGUUCUACACAUUGCUUAUUCUCUCAACUCAUCUCUUCGGUACUGCACCGUGGAAGAAUUUAAUUGUCACCGGUCUCGUGCUUGCCGCCGAUGGAAAGAAGAUGAGCAAAAGUCUUAGAAAUUACCCCGACCCUCAUAUCAUCUUUGACCAAUACGGUGCGGACGCUACUAGAAUGUUCCUGGUCAACUCUCCCAUCGUGCGGGGUGAAAACUUGCGCUUCCGCGAGGAAGGUGUUCGGGAUGUUAUCUCUCGCGUCCUUCUUCCCUGGUUGAACUCCGUCCGAUUCUUCGUUGGUCAAGUGACGCUUCUUGACAAAACUACUGGCGUGCAGUUCAUGUACAACCCACACGCUCCUGUGUCAAACAACGUCAUGGAUCGAUGGAUCCUUGCUCGGUGUCAAUCUCUUAUCAAACUCGUGAAGGAUGAGAUGAAGGCUUACAGGCUCUACACCAUCUUGCCGCGGCUCCUCGAUCUUAUCGACGAGCUGACGAACUGGUACAUCCGGUUCAACCGACGGAGAUUGAAGGGUGAGGAUGGCAAAGAGGACACGAUUGCCGCUCUCAACACGCUUUUCGAGACACUGUUCACCCUUUGCAGGACUAUGUCCUCGUACACGCCUUUCAUGACGGAGAACCUAUACCAAACUCUGCGCGAAUAUAUCCCAGAGGAUCCUUCCGUUCCUGAUGCACGAUCAGUUCACUUCCUGAUGUUCCCCGACGUCAAGGAAGAGUACUUCGAUGAGGUGAUCGAGCGCCAGGUGAAGCGUAUGCAAGCUGUGAUUGAUCUUACCCGGUAUAUCCGGGAGAAGCAUAACUUAUCCUUGAAGACGCCUCUCAGAGAACUCCUUAUCUUCCAUCCUGAGGAGCAGUACAUCGCCGAUGUACAGUCUCUGCAACGUUAUAUCCAAUCAGAGCUUAACGUACGCGACGUGGUGUUUACCACCGAUGAGGCCGCAUGUGGCAUUGGAUACCGAGCUGUCGCAGAUUGGGGUACGCUAGGCCGCAAACUGCGUAAGGAUCUCGGACGCGUUAAAAAUGCACUUCCCAACGUUUCCUCCGCUGAUGUCAAGGGAUACAUCGACUCAGGGAAGCUCACAGUUGAUGGCAUCGAGCUAGUCACUGGUGACCUGACCGUACAACGCUACCUCGAGUUACCACCUACUUCUGAAGGCCAGUAUGCAACCCAUACCGAUAAUGACGUUGUGGUCAGACUGGAUGUUCAAGUCCACCCUGAGCUGAUGAGCGAAUGGCUUGCACGAGAAGUCAUCAACCGGGUGCAGAAGCUCCGGAAAAAAGCUGGCCUACAAGCCACUGAUGAUAUGAACGUGUACUACUGCUUUGAGGAGGGUUCGGGGGCAGAGGUGCAAGACGCCCUCAAGGAGCACACAGAAGUCAUCCAGAAGACCAUCCGUAGCGUGCCUGCUGAUGUGAAAACUAGAAAUGGUGGGGAACUUGUGAUCGAAGAGGAACAGGAAGUGGCAGACGUCAAGUUCACGCUGUCAUUGAUUCGGGCAUAGUAAGUUCAAAGGGCUAGAAGUAGACAAGAUUCAGGUGGCAGAAUUUGUACAUUACCU